AUGGACGAGACUGAUGCAGGGCUUUUUGGGGAUUCGUGGCUAAUGUCGAAAGAUAAAAAUGAAGAAGAAGAAAAAAAAGAAAAUGACAAGAAAAAGAAAAAGAAGAAAAUUAGAGAGAGAGAGAGAGAGAGAGAGAGAGAGAGAGAGAGAGAGAGAGAGAGAGUAAGAGAAAGAAUCGGGAGGGAGGGAACAGUCACAACCCCCCAAAUACCCCCUCAUGCAGGCGCAAGCGCAAAUCCUCUCCCGAAAUGA
Messenger RNA from Penaeus indicus, 252 nucleotides. RefSeq lists its product as uncharacterized. The record is from RefSeq and is a predicted model, not a curated record. The transcript has 3 exons. Bases 1 to 252 code for a protein of 83 amino acids. NCBI's taxonomy places the organism in Eukaryota, Metazoa, Arthropoda, Malacostraca, Decapoda, Penaeidae.